CCCUCCGCGUCUCCGUGACUGCGCCUCCGCGCCCCCGGCUGGCCGCGGCUCCCGGGAUGCGCGGAGGCGGCGAAGGCGCUGGCGAUGGUGCGUCCAACCCUGCGUCGCCCCGGGCGGCGGACGGAGCUGGGUCUCGGCUGCGAGGUGGAGGAGGGGGCGGUGCUGUGGCCACCAGGCAGGCUUUUCUGCCUUGGGCCUCUUUUGUCACAUACUGCUCAUCUGUAAGUUGAGGCCCUGACUCCCCGCAGAAGGAAGAGGCACUUCUCUCUGAAGAUGAACUCAACGGACCGCCUGCAGGGUGCGCCCAACGCCACCCUGCUGCAUGUGCCUCACUCCCGGGGAGAAAACAGCUCUGCGCUCCAGGAGGACCUGCAGGACCUCAUCCAUACAGCCACCUUGGUAACCUGUACUUUUCUACUCACCAUUAUCUUCUGCCUGGGCUCUUAUGGCAACGUCAUCGUCUUCUUGUCCUUCUUUGAUCCCGCCUUCAGGAAAUUCAGAACCAACUUUGAUUUCAUGAUCCUGAACUUGUCCUUCUGUGACCUUUUCAUCUGUGGAGUGACAGCCCCCAUGUUCACCUUUGUUUUGUUUUUCGGCUCAGCCAGUAGCAUACCCGAUGCUUUCUGCUUCGCCUUCCAUCUCACUAGCUCAGGUUUCAUCAUCAUGUCCCUCAAGACAGUGGCCGUGAUUGCCCUGCACCGGCUCCGCAUGGUAUUGGGGAAGCAGCCUAAUCGCACGGCCUCCUUUCCCUGUACCUUACUUCUAACUCUGCUUCUAUGGGCCGCCAGUUUCACUCUGGCCACCUUGGCCACCCUGAAAACCAGCAAGUCCCGCCUCUGCCUUCCCAUGUCCAGUCUUAUUGCUGAAGAAGGGAAAGCCAUCCUGUCCCUCUAUGUGGUCGACUUCACCUUUUGUGUUGCUGUGGUAUCUGUCUCUUAUAUCAUGAUUGCUCAGACCCUGCGAAAAAAUGUUCAAGUCAGAAAGUGCCCCUCUGUAAUCACAGUUGAUGCUUCCAGACCACAGCCUUUCAUGGGAGUCCCUGUGAAGGGAGGUGGAGACCCCAUCCAGUGUACCAUGCCGGCUCUGUACAGGAACCAGAAUUACAACAAACUGCAGCAUGUUCAGAUCCAUGGAUACACCAAGAGUCUCAAGCAGCUACCAACCCCUGCAGCCAGCCGGCUGCAGCUGGUGUCAGCUGUCAAUCUCUCCACAGCUAAGGAUUCCAAAGCAGUGGUCACCUGUGUGGUCAUCGUGCUGUCGGUUCUGGUGUGCUGUCUUCCCAUGGGGAUUUCCUUGGUGCAGGUGGUUCUGUCCAGCAGUGGGAGCUUCAUCCUUUACCAGUUUGAACUGUUUGGAUUUACCCUGAUAUUUUUCAAGUCAGGAUUAAACCCUUUUAUAUAUUCUCGGAACAGCGCAGGGCUGAGAAGGAAAGUGCUCUGGUGCCUCCAGUACAUAAGUCUGGGUUUUUUCUGCUGCAAACAGAAGACUCGACUUCGAGCCAUUGGAAAAGGGAACCUCGAAGUCAACAGAAACAAGUCCUCCCAUCAUGAAACAAACUCUGUCUACAUGUUGUCUCCAAAGCCCCAGAAGAAAUUUGUGGACCAGGCUUGUGGGCCAAGUCAUUCAAAGGAAAGUGUGGUCAGUCCCAGGAUCUCUGCUGGAUAUCAACACUGUGGUCAGAGCAGCUCAACUCCCAUCAACACUCGGAUUGAACCGUACUACAGCAUCUAUAACAGCAGUCCAUCCCGGGAAGAGAGCCUCCCACAUAACUUACAGCCAGUAAACUCUUUUGGAUUUGCCAAUUCAUAUAUUGCCAUGCAUUAUCAUACCACUAAUGAUGUAGUGCAAGAAUAUGAUAGCACUUCAGCCAAGCACAUUCCAGUCCCCUCUGUUUAGAAUUGUGGAGGCUGGAGAAUCUUUUGUUCACAUUUUUGUUUCCAAUACUAAUAGAUCUUGAUUUUUUUUCACUUUUGUAAGACCAUUGGUAAUCAAAACUUAAAGAAUCAGCUAAACAGUUGGCACUUACGAUUUUCUUUUAUCUGAAGUAUUAGCAUCUAUUGAUUCAUUUUGUGGUUUCUUGACAUUGUAAGAUUGGAUGUAAAAAUUUAUCACUUAGAUUUUUACCCUGACCUGUGUGCCAAUCUCUGGUAUUAAACAUUUAAAUAGAUGCCAAGAAUAAUUAUGCUACUGUGUUAGAGAAUGAACACUUAUGAUCAUUUGAUUAUGAUCAUUAUUAUAUCAUCAUGAUCAUUAUGAUCAUUUGAGUCAGUGUUGUACAUCUUCAAAGUAUAAAGGGGCUGUAUUCUUUAAAGAAUGUGAAGGUAUCUUCACUGAGGGGUUCUUUUCAUUAAUUGAAUUACAAAUUUUGAUUCUUUGAAGGAUUGAAACAAUACAUGUUUUUGGUAGCAGGCCUAUUUGAAUAAACAUUAUUAAAGCAGAUUAUCAGAAAUAUGUUAUCUAUAAAUAUCACUAGGCACUAGGUACUUUCCUUUCAUAAGACAGUCAACCAGUAAUACAGUUUUAUGAUUAUUACCAUUUCUUAUUACAGACAUUAUUUUGUGUAAAUUGAUUAGAUAUAUCGUUCUUUUACAAAGAAAGAUGUUUUUGCUUGCUAAAAAUGAAUUACUUUAUUUCAGAACAAUCUUACUCAAGAACCCUAGUGAAGAGGACUGUGUCUGUAGUGGUAGAGGUAUGCUGUUCAUGGGAGAGUAAGCACUGACUGUGGUCAUCUCAGUCAAGGUGUUAUGUGAGAAGCCAUCCAGGCUGUGCUUGUGUGUUAGAUGAUCCUUAUUAUUGCUUAAGAAGGCAGAGGAUGAAAAUGGGAAUGUUUUGAUUUAGGCUUUACUUCUGUAUGAGGAUGGUUUAGUAACAACCUGACAAAGAGUAUACAGGUAACCAUUUAGAAUUUUUUAAAAUAUUUGUUUACAUAUUACUAUGGUAGAAAAAUUAAGAUAAUCUAUUUUCAAACUAAUUGUAUUUCUCUUCCAUUAAUUUAAACUGGAAAUGGACAAUAAGGAAAAGUAGAGUAAGUAUUGCUAUAUCUAAAACUACUUUUAUUAUAUAUUCUGUGAUUCCUAGCGCAACAAUUAUAAACUGACAGUUUUAUGUAAAAAUAUUUUCAUUAUACAGGUAGCAUUUGAAUUGCUAUAAUUUUGAAUCUAUGAUUGGUGGAUACAAGAUGAGCAUCAAGAUAUAAAACCUAUCUUUAUAAAAUUGUUAUAUUCAAGAACUGUUAUUGCAGUUUAAAGGGCAUUUUGUUCCUUUGGAUGAAAGGUAUUCAAUUUGUAGCGCCCUCUCUCAGGCUGCUCCCAAAUACGGAGGUCAUGAGAGUCAUGGAGAAAACAGAAUAGAUACUCAGCUAGAACCCUGCUGAGCCUCAUCUAACAGUUCGUACCUUCCAGUAUCAACCAGUCAUUUCUACUUCUGAGGUUUAAGUGUAAGGGCUUUUUUUUUUUUUUUAAUUCCCCUUUAAGUACUUUCUCCUUCCCUCCUUCCCUCAUUUCUUCCUUUAUUUUUGCUAUUAAAUUUUAUAAUGGAGGAGAAAAUGUCCACUUCCUCACAUUUUUUUGUAAUUGAAUGCUAUUUUUGAACUGUGACCUAUUUCAAUUGUGCUUUUAUAUUUUUUAAUACAAUACUGUUUUCAUUUAUUAAUACUUCCCAUAGAUAGGUUAGUAUAUUACCUCUUUUUAACAAAGAAUUAAGAAAUCUAAUAUCCUCUACCAAGAUCAUUGGAAGAAUUGUGGCAAAUUAGGAAUUAGAUUUUUGUGUAAAUUCAGAAUGAAAUAGCUUUAUAAUUAAUAACAUUAAUCAAGAAGGUAUUUCACACUUUUUAAAGUAUGAAUCUCUUUUUUGGCCAGGCAUUUCAAAUGUGGGUCAAUAAAAGAUUUUUUAGUAAGUAAUUUCUACUUGUAAAAAAUUUUCAAUGACAGAUUUCCUUUGUGACCUUUGAGUUUGAGAUAACCAAUCUUUGGGAAGUAAAAAUUAUAGCAUAAAGAAAACUAAGGAUGUGCAUGUGAGGUUUUCAGUCUCUCUAUGCUCAUCAAGAAAUUACUGAUUUAACUUGCAUAAAAUGCAUAGUGGGCUAGAUUCUUAGUCCUCUUCCAUAUCUGUAUCUACAUAGAGAUAUAGAUAUAUUUAACUUGCCUUUUAGUAAGUUAUAUGUAUCUGUAUCUAUAUGGAGAUUGAUUCAUAUAUAGAUCCAUAUAGAUACAGAUACAUGUAACUUUUCACAAGGGCUAAAAUGAGAACUAAAAGUAGUGAGAAUUCAGUUGAAUAUUACUAAUUAGCAGGGCACAUUAAUUAGUUCUCUUGAUGCCUUACUGUGAUGCAAAGUAUGUGAUGUAUUUCAAACAUUUUAUUAUUACUCUAAUGUUAAUCAUUAGGCCAGAUUUGUAUUUCUGAUGUUUUUAAUGUUAUUUUAAAAUUAUGUUUAGAAAAUAAAAAUAUUGAAAACCCUGACAUUUCUGAACAUCAGAUUACAAACUAUGAGUUUCCUGUAUAAUCACUUAAAAACCAUCAGAGAAUAGCAGUCAUUAUUGUAUGAUGGAUAGCAAUAUGUUGAACCUCAGAGACAAGUUCUUUUCCUUAAGAGAUUAAAUAACUUCUUUGACCACAUUUUGUAGUGUGCGUAUAUUUAUAUAUAUGCUCAGAUGAACCAAGGAUAAUUCACUCCAAAGAUUAUUUACUAAACUAAGUUUCUCACGCAGUGGGAAAAGUCCUGACUAAACAUUUCAAAAUCUUCUUUAAAAUGAGAUUAAUCUGGAUGAAGAUACAGAAUUUCAGAAUUCUUGGCUUAUCUAUCAAGGUUUGGUUUUAAGAGUCAGAAAACAUCAAUUUAAGCAGAAAAGGAUUAAAUAUAGGAAAUUACAUGUCUACUAAAUAAUUUGAAGGCCAGGACUCUAUGUUGGGCCUCCAGGAAAGAUUCCACAAUAAACACUGUCUGACUAGUCAGGAGAGCUACUACUUCUGCUGCAACCAAGAAGGGAGGGAGUCAGGUCUCUAUGAACUUUUGAUGUCAAGGACACCCUUUUGAAGUAAACAUCCAAAGAUCAGGAAGUUGCAGCUCUUGCCACUACCUCCACAACUAACCCUCUUGAUACCUCCAAAGCAAGGGGUUGAACACCAAAACACUGUUGAAGAAAAAUUUGUACCAUGCAUUUAGUUGGUGGAACCCAAUUUGCAUUUAAAAUCCUAGCUUGCAGUGAAUCUGGACAGUAUAGUCACACUAAAAAUGUAAACUAAAAGGAGGUUUGGAAUAGAUAGUGAAUUUCAAUCCACUCUGUACCUUCUUUGAGACUAGUAUUUUGAGUAGUUUCUUGGUUAGCAGCUCUUUACAUCCACGAGCAAUGCUGUCAUAAGAUUGCAGGAGGGAAUUCUUCUCUACAAUGGGAAGGAGAUAGUAAUGAAAGGGCAUUGACAAAAAAAAAAAAAAAAAAGCAUGAGGUCCUGAAGAGUAAGGCACAGAAAUCUUGUCAAAGAGCUCAGAUUUAUGGACCUGAAAAUGAGCAUCUGUAAAUCAGUUCCAUUUUUCAUGUUCAAGAUACUCCAUUCCCCAUUCCAGUUUUGAAGAUCUCUAGGUCACCAGUAGCACUUCUUGUGUGCUGACAGGCUCAAGUUUCCCUCCAUAUCUGAUUUGUGAUUAUAGCUCAUUCUUAAAUAAUCUUCCAUAAUCCAAGGCUGGUUACAGUCUCCCCUGUCAAGGCCACCCUCUUCUUUCAGAGUUUUGUGACAAUGUACACAAGGAGACCCCAGUGUGAUUUUUAACUCCCACAGAGACAUGCUCUUUUUCCCUUAUUCACUAAAACCAGUUGUUUUUCUUUUCCAUUCAUUCAAGAGGCCUUUGGUCCCUUAAAAGAGAUUUGCCCCACUGCUCUCCUACUGGAGUUGGAGUAGGAAGGCCAAGAGUCAGUGAAGAUACCAGGCUUGUGGAGUGGUGAGAAGAGAGGCUGCCAAGAAAAAUGCUCACCUCUAUCAGAGAUCCAAGCUUAGAGAGGCCAGUUCUAGACAGAGCUUGGAACCAUGGGGAAAGCAGCCCAGCCCCACCAGUGAGAGGACUCUGCCUCAGCAGGUGACCACAGAAGGUGCUGUGGUGUGCAGCCCCAAAGGGAUGAGUCACAAGAGAGCCAGAGUUACUUCCAGGAGUGAAGACAAUGACCAGUCGAAGCCAAAUGGGGUAAUCUUUGAGGGGAUAGAGAAGGGAAAGGAGGAGCAGAAAGAUAGGAAAAUACCUUCCUACUUAUUCCCCCAUUCCUAAAGAUUUAAAGAGAAAUCCAUAAACUGAGAAACAGGUGCUAGUAGUAAUUAUGCUGAUUUGAUAUUCAGUCUUAUGGCUUUCAGUACCAUUGAAAUGCUAAUGACACUCAACUUUAUCUCUAGUCCUAACCUCUUGCUGAACUCCAUGCUGGUCUACCCAGUUGCCUAUUCAACAUCUCUUGGAUGUGUGAUAGGCUUCUCAAAUUUUAACAUGUACAAAAAUGAACUUUUGAUUCAAUUCUGCUCCUUUCCAAACUUGUGUCUCCUGCUGUUUUAUCAUCUCAGUAACAGCAAUGCAAUUACCCAGUUGUAUAGCUCAAUUUUGGUGUCCUUGACUCUUCUCUUGCAUGGCAUAACCAAUCUAUUGACAAAUCUUGAAUUGAAAUAAUAUACUCUGAAUCCAACUAUUUCUGAACUUUUUCAUCCCCAUCCCCUCUAGCCUAUGCCCCAUCAUCUGUCACCUGGAGUAUUAAACUAGCCUGGUAACCAUUUUCCAAAUUUUAGUUUUUCCCUCCUUUAGCCCUUCCUGGGUUACUGUAGCCCUUAUAAGGUAAAUCAUAUUUGUUACUCUCUUGCUUAAAAGCUUCUGGUGGCUUUCUAUCCCACUUAGAACAAAAUCUCAAGUCCUUGCCAUUGCCUGCAUGACCCUAGUAAUGUAGUCCCUGCUUUCCUCUCUGUCCCCAUUUCCUUUUAUUUGUACCCAACCUAGCUUGGGCUACAUGGGCUUUCUGACUAUUUUGUUCCAUGUCAGGAAAUUAAUUCCCCUAGAAAUACUCCAUCCUGGAGUGGUCUUUCCAGUGGCUUUUCCUAGUCGCCAUAUUCAACACAGUUCUUUAUUCCACCAGCCAUCCCUCUGCAUAUUUUAUUUCCUUCAUGGUUCUUAUUGUUAUCCAACAUUUUGUUACUGUAUUAGUCUGCUCUGGCUGCCAUAACAAAAUACUACAGCCUAGGUGGCUUAAAUAACAGAAAAUUACUUUCUCACAAUUCUGGAAGCAAUUACUCCAAGAUCAAAAUGCCAUUGAGAUUGGUUUCUUGUUAGGCCUCUUUUCCUGGCUUAAGAUGGCUGCCUUCUUAUUGUGUGCUCACACUGCUUCUCUGUGCAAACAUGGGGAGAGAGAAAGUGAGAGAGGGCUCUCUGGUGCCUCUUCUUAAAGGAUACCUGUUCUGUCUUGUCUGAUUGGGGCUCCACCCUUAUGAGUCAUUUAAUGAUAAUUACCUCUUUAAAGGCCUUAUUUUCAAAUACAGUUCCAUUGGGGGUUAGAGCUUCAAAUAAUUCUCGGGGGAGAGGGAGACAUGAUUCAGUCCAUAACAGUUACAUACAAUUAUUUACUGGCUCGCUCCCCACUAGCAUAAAGCUCUAAUAGGGCAAAGAACCCUGUCUAUUUUGUUAGGCACCACAUCUCUAGUACCUAUCAGUCUUUGGCCCUGGUGGGCCCUCAGUGCAUAGCUUUUGAAUGAAUGAAUCAAAUAGUAAAUAAUUGAAUGGAUGAACCCAAAUCUCCCCCUGGCUGGCUUACAAUUUCCCAAUGUUUAUUUUUUGAUCCCUUUCUGUAUUGCCAGGACAAUUAUCAGCAGGACUCUAAUGAAAAGGAAUAUGGGUCUUGAUUUAGGGGACCACAAGACUUGUUUUUGACUACUUAAUCAGAGGACCUGCUCUGCAGGCAUCAUUUCCCAAGGGGCCACCCUGGCUGCCCAGGAGCUGCCAGACAACCUGCACUCAUUCUCACUGGAAUUCCUUGACUCACCAAGUAGCCUGAGGACACUGAAGAUUACAGCAAACUCUUCAGCAACCACAAAGGAGUUAAAGGAGCUGAGAAGGGGAAUACCAAUUACUUGAAAGUACACAUUAAUUUGAAUAAGGAUGCAGAUUUAGUGACAUUUUUGUUUCCAUAGAAGACAGUUAACAGGGAAUCACUUUAGGUCCUAUGCCUUUGGGAUUAAUUUUACUGAGGCAAAACUAUUACUUCAUUGCUUGUAGAGAAAUUAGUGAAUUUUUCCACUACUACACAAAGCAGAUAAGUUUGUUUUUUAUAAAUACUCUUAGGUGGUGCCAAGGUGAACUCAGUUUGUUCUCUGAAUUGCAUUUAUGUGAAGGUUCACCUUCUAGACACAUUUCUGAAGCUUCAGCUGCGUGUAGCACAUUGACAAGGAGAUCUUUCAACUCCCAGUGUGGGAAUCUUGAUUUUUAUGCAAAGCCCUAUGUUUUGCAAAAUGUAGCUUGUUCAGCUGCCAGAUGGGCUUUAAAAAGUGGAGCAAUUCACAAAGAGGACUUUCUGCCUGUCUUCUGGGGCCAUGGCACUAGGAUAGGUUUCAUAACCUGUGUAAAUGCUUCAGAUUCAAUUCAUUUAAUAUCCAACAUUAUCAAGGGCAUAUGAAAGCUUGCUUAUUUGUUUAGCUUUAGCAACAAAGUAUGUCAAAUAAAUUGUUAAGAACUGAUUUUCUUAAUACUACUCUAAGGACAGAUACAACUGGGAAUUGUGUUCUGCACAGAGAAUCACAGACAUAUUCUUUGAGGAGUUCAGAGUACCUCAAAACUGGAAUGUUUUUAGCUCAUGGAGUUGGGAUUGACAUUUUAAUUCUUACUCUUAAAGAUCAGAGACUUUACUUCAAUCACUGCCCCCAAAGGGGUAAAUAAAGCAGAAGGAGACACAAACAUUGUACUCUUGUUAGGGAGGAGAAGCAACAUGUGGAAUCAUGAGAAAGCAUAGUAAGACAACAAAAAAUAUUUUUUAGUUGGUGUGGAAUCUGAGUGAAAAGGAAUAGAGAUGGAAAAAAUAGCUCUAUUCCUUUUUCUUUCCCAACCAUUGUGAAAUUGAAGAAAAUACUUAUUUUCUCAAAGCACCCAAACACCCAAAAAUAGGGACUGGUUAGAAACCCAAAAAAAUUGGAGUAUCUGGGUAAGAUUUUGUAAGGUGUGGGUAAGAGAAGGUGAGAGUUUAUUUAUUCAGCAAAUAUUUGGCUGUCAAUUUUAUGCAAGGAGCAACAAAAAGAUCUUUAUUCCAAUACAUAAAAGAUAAAGGGAUUGUUUUUAUCAUUUAAAUCUUAAGUACAAUCUGGAUCUAGAUAAAUUGCCCCGUGCUUGCAUUGUCUACCAUCACAAAAGGAUUAUCAAAGAGGGAAGGGUUUGAUGGCCUUUUACCAAGCCAGAAUUCCCAACAAUACUUUAAUCUUACUAGUGAAUUUGCAUUUGCCAGAGUUGUGGGUUGUAUUAGCUUAAGAAAAGUUAAUAGUGCUCCUUGAUAAAAAUAAUACAUGGAAAAAAAUGUGUCAUACAUUACCAGGACAAAAUCAGUCAUUUCCCUUAUUUUACAAGGCAUUUUGCUGAGCCUUUAGUGUGUUCUCUCAAGAUGAAGAUAAUGGAAUGGUUCAUGGGGCAGAAGUUUCUGCAAAUAGAACUAUUGCAUAUUAUUUACCCUCUAGAAUCUGAAUUGACUCAAAUGCUGGCCCAUCCACCUUUAGUUUAGUUCUCCUUUGAGCCUCAUUUUCCAUGAGUUAAAGAUAGUACACCUACCUGAAAGAUUGUGAUCAUAGGGUAUCUUAACUGUUUGUCAUGGUGCCUAGUAUUUAAUCAAUGUUCAGUAAGUGGCGGCCAUUAUUUUUAUUAUCAUAAAAGCAGAAUGGAGUAGCCUGUCAUCUGAAAUUCAAGGAAUGAAAGACUCAAAAAGAUUGUUCACAACUGGCUGUUUGGUGGAGGGUGAGAUGAAAGCUUUUCCUACAAAUGAUUUCUGUCAAAAUGGCUUAAAGAUAAUUUGUAACUGUAGGUAAAUAUGGAAAACUAAUCCAGAGGGAGAACAACUUCAAAUUUCCUUGACCAACUAUUAACAUUUUCUAAUCUAUGGGAUAACAUUUAGAACUCUGACAGAAUUCUUAAAGUAGUUUUUACUGCUAUUAAGGACUGACCACUGGUGGCUAAUUUGCAAACUAGUUAUUUUGAGAACAUGAGUUAUUAGAGCCUAGGAAAGUUCAUUUUUGGCCGUAUUACUGAGUAAAUUUAGAAAGUAGAUUUGACUUACUGGGUUUCACACCCCACGUUGCUGGACUUUCAAGGAAGUUUGAUUUUUAGUAUUGUAUAUUUACAAAAUACAAAUUGUUUCAGAAAAAUAUACAAAAAGCUGUAUUUUUUCUUUAAACUCAAGGCAAUGCACAACUUUGUUGAAAGGAACUGGAAAACAGUUUAAUGUAUCUGAAGCGAAUAAUGUAGUACAGGAUUGAAGAUGUUUAUCAUUAUUUUACAUUCUCAUAAAUGUUGAUAGUUGAAAUAGUUAUUAUUCCCAGAAGUUUUGAUUUUACUUUUGGUGAAUACUUUUUGUUUCAAAUAUAAAAACCAACAUGUAAAAAUUUACAAAUACAUAUGGAUGCACACUACAAGCCUUAUGUUCCAUUUAUUAAUAACUUUGCUUUUCUUCUUUCCAUUUUGUACAUUUUGAGACUGUCAGGUUUGCCUUUAUUUUCUUUGUUAAAGAGUGGAAUUCUAGUUGUCUUCAAACUGUAGUUUCUCCUGCCAGUGAGAAAAACAUGCUCAUUCUUUUUAAUCCGUUAAAAAAGUACUAGUAUACUGGGUUAUUUCUUCUAGAGAAGCCUUGUAAGA
This is a messenger RNA of Manis javanica (Malayan pangolin), 10840 nucleotides long. RefSeq names its product G protein-coupled receptor 75 (gene GPR75). Gene Ontology annotation, biological process: G protein-coupled receptor signaling pathway. Gene Ontology annotation, cellular component: plasma membrane. The record is from RefSeq and is a predicted model, not a curated record. Gene Ontology annotation, molecular function: C-C chemokine receptor activity. NCBI's taxonomy places the organism in Eukaryota, Metazoa, Chordata, Mammalia, Pholidota, Manidae.